This is a messenger RNA of Diuraphis noxia (Russian wheat aphid), 441 nucleotides long. RefSeq lists its product as uncharacterized. Lineage: Eukaryota; Metazoa; Arthropoda; Insecta; Hemiptera; Aphididae. Gene Ontology annotation, molecular function: protein binding. The record is from RefSeq and is a predicted model, not a curated record.
GGUUCUGAUUAUCAAAAACAAAUUCAAUUUGAUGUUAAAAAAUCUGAAACAUUAUUAACAGAAAAACCGGUAAUAAUUCAAAAGCAUAACCUCAGUGAAACAUCUACUCAAUCAACAACUACAGAUUCUCAUUUGGAUCGAAAAAUAGUACAACCACUUACAGAGGACUCGAUUGUUCGUGAAGUGUAUUUUGAAAGUAGUGAUGAUGGAUAUGCAAUAAUGCCAAAUGGAGCAUUCAUUUCACUUGUUCUUGGUGUUAUUGCAUCUACUAUAAUGAUAAUUGUGAUUGGUUGUCGAUUAAGAGUGAUGCGUAAUCGUCAUCGAAAAGGAAGCAAACAGUCAUACGCUUAUGACGCAGACUUUUUAAUUAAUGGCAUGUAUUUAUAAAUGUAUAAUAACAAAAAAUGAAAAUGCAUAUUGUGAUUUAUGAACAUAUACUUU